AUGGCAGCCAACUAUGAUGUGGCUUUGACAGCCUCCAUUGUUAACGUGUUGGAGAAUCCAAUCAACCGUAAAAGGCAGCUCUUGUCACUCUAUGAACUUCUUGUUCGCGACUUUAACGUUCUUCGAGAAGCUGUCCGUACAGAUCUCCAAUGGACAGACGAUGUCGCCAUAGAAGCCAUUAACCAAGUUCUCGGUGCUAUAGAAGCUGUCUAUCCCGAUAUAUCUCUGGCAGACGAGCUGGAAGUGGAACAAAAGCUUUCAGCUGGGACAAGAAUCGAGCACAUAGAGCAGCCCUUGUCCCUGACACUAAUAAUAGGUAGCGGGCAGAACCCUCUCGGCUCAACGCUUCUCCCCCUGGUCGGCGCCCUGGCAGCAGGCAGUGUGAGUAUCAUCGUGCAACCCGAGAGAACAGAUAAGACAUCCUCGACACUCAGUACUAUUCUCAGCCAAGCUGUCGACCAUGAGGGUGUCCAAACUGUGCCGGCCUCUGCUCUCGACAAGCUUCUGAGGAACCGCUUCGAUGCAGUGGUCGUCCCGCCAUCAUAUGACCCCAAGGCUAUUCGACAGCUUCAGUCAGUCAAUGCAGCCAUUCGUGUGCUUCAGCCUGGCUCUGGACUUGUCGCUGCCAUUGUCGAUCGAAGCGCUGAUCUGUAUUCCGCCUCUGUCCAAAUUCGAAAUGCUUUCUGGAAAAACGAGUCUGGCAAACUAUUUGGCGGUCCGAAGAUUGUUUUUGUCGACGAGUUUGUCUUGGAUGAUUUACAAGAACAUCUGCGGGACCGCCAGAAGGGAUUCACAACACGUCGGCCCACCAAGUCUUCAGCCAAGCCAGCGUCCAAUGUUUUGCGGAUAUCGACGCGCGAUCAGGCACCUACCAUAACUUCUCCUGCACCUUCGCCAUUAACUGCCGCUUCUGUGAAAGAAUUACUGCGAGACACCAGUAUCGCAAAAGAUUCCAUACUGAUAGUGCCGACGACGAGUACUGGCCAUACUCUGGACAUGCUCAAUCUUUUGAUUGGCGACAAGGUCGCUCCAGCUGUAUAUGUUUUCUCAACUGGCCCCGAGGUUAGCUUCUUUUCUCGGUUUCUACGUUCUCAAGUCACAAUUGCCAAUUCCAUCCCGCCUUGGGCUCUUGUGAACUGGAUUCCCCAGUCUCCGAACGCAACAAGCAUCGUGCCCUUCGCUCCUCGUGACUUCACCAACAAUCACCCUGUAGUGCAGUUUGAACCUAUCAAGAAAGAGUCAACACAGGUGCGGAGCUUACCUAAGAAGGCCGUCCUAAAGAUGGACAAACGAAGAGAGACAGGGCUAAAGUUGAGCUUCUUUGAGCGUGGAAUCAUUAUUGGAGGCAUUGGUCUACUUGUCGGCACUCCAGGGGCUAUUUAUGCGAUUACUCGUGGUUUCAGGGCUCUCUAUCCCGCGAUUAGUUCGCGAUUCUCUUAA
Molecule: messenger RNA, 1440 nt
Organism: Fusarium tjaetaba
Lineage: Eukaryota; Fungi; Ascomycota; Sordariomycetes; Hypocreales; Nectriaceae
Exons: 6
Coding region: 1-1440 (479 amino acids)
Biological process (GO): aldehyde metabolic process
Cellular component (GO): cytoplasm
Molecular function (GO): aldehyde dehydrogenase (NAD+) activity
Source: RefSeq, a predicted model, not a curated record